CUGCCCUAAAGAGACACACACACACACGAGGGGCCACAUACAGAGAGUUCAAAUAUCCACAUGACCAUUUUGAGACUGGUCACAUACUAGUAUUGCUUUACUAACUCUAAUGAAUAAGUUCAAUUUAACAGUAUAGCAGCAUGGUUGAAAUGGGAAGGUGACCCAAAGUCUCAUUCUAGAAAACUGACUGUUUUGCCCUUGUGGCAUAAUGUAAGUGCAUUUGACAUAACCAGCUGAAAUGAGAUACUGUGUAGGUACUGGGUCAAAUACCUUGCAGUGCACAUUGACUCAACUAAAAUAAUAUUUCCUCAGAAGAAACUAUGACAGGACAACUGGACAUGAAUUACAAGAAAACACUCAUACUUUACACUGCUCUGUUACUGAAAAGCAUCAAGUCUGCAUCAAAGCCCUGUCUCAACAUACAGUAUACCUAAUAAUACUCAGACUGGCAGACAGAAGGCUAACAGCAGCAGUGUGAGAAGCCCUUAUUUUGGUGUUGAAGAGAAUCAAUGAUCUAGCACACAAAUUAUUUGUAUAGACUCAUGGCCUUGAGGGGCGAGCUUUGGAUGAUUAACAGAGAGUGCCAGAUGCAAAGUACACAAUUGUACACAGGUUACUGCACAAACAGACACUAUCAUAAACACUUACAGACCUGUGUAUAGUGAUAAAGGUGCAUUGGAAUCACAUUUCAAUACUGGAUACAUGUUUUAUUUAACAGGUCUAAGUCUCAUUGUGAUAAAAAUCUAUUUUUCAAGCGACAGGAUCAUAUGCAUAGAGACAGACUCAGUAAGUCAUUGUACAAGACUUGACUCGAGUCAUGAAAUGGAAAUGUCCAACCCUGUUCCUGGAGCGCUACCAUCCUGUAGGUUCACUCCAACCCUGUUCCUAGAGAGCUACCAUCCUGUAGGUUCACUCCAACCCUAAUCUAGCACACCUGAUUCUAAUAAUUAGCUGAACCAGGUUGAUUAAUCUCCAGGAACAAGGUUGGAAACACCUGCACUAGAGUAUAUUACACUAUACAUCCUUUGUCUUGAUCUGAUCCACAUUCUGAUUGUGCCCACAUACAUCUACACAUGAUAGUAAAACAUGUCGCUUAUGCAUCCACAUUGUGACCAGAUAUCCUGGUCCCUCCCUGUAUGUAAGUUAUUUAGUUAUUUGACAGAUAUUAAUUUUAAGACACAUAUUGAUGCCAUAAAUCAAUGGCAUUACCCACCAAUGAUUUUAGAGAGCAGGUGGUGAUGAUUUAAAUGGUUUAAAACUUUCACUGUUCCGAUCAGUCUAUAUUUGUAAGGUUUCAUCUACACCAGUGUUUCCCCAACACCAGUCCUCGAUUAACCCAAUAGCACACAUUUUUGCUGUAGCCCCGGACAAACUCAAUGGUUACAAUUUUUUGUAUUUAUUAGCGAUCCCCAUCCUCACUACUCUUCCUGAGGUCCAAACACAUUAAGGCACUUACACAAAACAAGAGAUAAAAGUACAUCAUAUACGAAUACACCACUAUAUAGCUACAACACAAAAUGUAUGAUACCACCAUACAACAAUAUUACAAUGUGUGUGUGUCUGGACCUGUGUGUCCUUUCACAGUCCCCGCUGUUCCAUAAGGUGUACUUUUAUGUUUAAAAGAAAUAUAUAUUUAUACUGCUUGCAUCAGUUACCUGAUGUGGAAUAUAGUUCCACGUAGUCAUGGCUCUAUUUAAUGCUGUGCGCCUCCCACAAUCUGCUCUGGAUUUGAGAAGUGUGAAGAGACCGCUGGUGGCAUGUCUUGUGGGGUUGAUGACAAGUUGAAUCAGAUGUGCUUGUCCGGGGCUACAUCUAAAAUGUGUACUGUUGGGGCUACUCGAGGACUGGAGUUAGAAAACACUGGUCUACACAGGCACUAAUUGUUUUUUUGACCAAUCGGCACGGAAAAAGUUUUGAUGUGAUUGGUCAAAAUACCAAUUAGUGGAAAAAUAUCAGAAUUGGACUGUGUGUAAACGCAGCCUACGCUAUUCAGACACAAUGCAUAUCUGACUACCUCCAGAGGUGGGCAGGAAGAUCUGAUCACAAUGCAUCUUCUAAUCAUCUACACCUGUCUAAAAAUAUGGGCACAAUCGGAAUGUGGACGUGAUCAGGACAAAGGACUGAUGUAGGAACCAGGUAUAAAUGGGGCUAUUGAUACCAGUUUAGCACCCGAGGAAAGUAUUUGAACCCUGAGAUGUCAUUCAGAUUCCUGGCUGAAUGACACAACACCUCACCUUAUCACUUGUUCUCAUUAGCCUCCCUUCAUCCAAUAUCAGAGGUAAAGUUGGUGUAUCCUCUGUCAUGCAUCCAACUGCCCUCCUGUUGCUGCUGACCGCCUACGUGGCUCAUGGUUCACUGCUGCAAUUUGCCAGAAUGAUCAAGUGCAUCCAGCCUGGUGUCAACCCCUUCAUGUAUAAUAACUAUGGCUGUUGGUGUGGCUUGGGGGGGACUGGCAAGCCAAGGGAUGAGCUGGAUGGGUGUUGUGAGGUCCACGACCACUGCUAUGAAGCGAGCAGGCAUCUUCCAGCUUGCCGUCCCGUCAUUGAUUACCCUUACAUCAAUCCGUAUAGAUUCUCUUGCGCUAAUGGGCAGGUUUCCUGUUCAGCCUCCAGCCACGUGUGCCAGGUCUCAGUGUGUGAGUGUGACCGUGUCGCCAGCAACUGCUUCGCCCAGUCGACCUACAACCCUAAGAACAAGCACCUGGACCCCAAAGUCCACUGUCUCUCCUGAGCCAAGUCAAAUCUGGAAGCAGCACCAACUGUAGAUUCACAGAAUGUUUAUGAAUCCUGUUUCAUGCAUAAUGUUUGCUGUAAUGGAAUUUAUUUUGCUAACAAAACUGACAACCUGAUUAAAUUAUUGAAUGGCA
Oncorhynchus nerka (sockeye salmon) is the source of this 2866-nucleotide messenger RNA. RefSeq names its product phospholipase A2, minor isoenzyme-like. Gene Ontology annotation, molecular function: calcium ion binding; phospholipid binding. The transcript has 4 exons. Bases 2218 to 2730 code for a protein of 170 amino acids. NCBI's taxonomy places the organism in Eukaryota, Metazoa, Chordata, Actinopteri, Salmoniformes, Salmonidae. The record is from RefSeq and is a predicted model, not a curated record. Gene Ontology annotation, biological process: phospholipid metabolic process; lipid catabolic process; arachidonate secretion.